CAACACGGGGGGGCGUAUCAGAUUGAAAUAAAUCGCUAAUAAAUGCAAAAUAUUCGCUAUACAUGAAUCGUCUUGUGGUUAUUAUGUUCAAAGAAACCAGUUUAAUAUUAUCUUCCGAUGAGUAAACUUUCUGUUUGUUUCUAUUACGUCGGCAUUUUCGUGCGCUAUAAUCAUUAGAGCAUAAAGAAUUAAAGUACUGUAAACAAGUAUAUUUUUGUUUAAAAUUAAUUUGUGUCUGAUAAGUUAUAUUGUGGCUGAUACAAAUGAGAGUCUGAAGUGAUUGAUGUUCUCACUAUUGAGAAGCAGAGCGGCGAAAAAAUGGCUGAUUUAAUACGUGCCGUGGGGGCGCCGAACGGACCCCCUGUAAUGUUAGGAUCGCCGUCGACGGAGUCUGAGGACGGCGGUGGCGAUCUGGCAGAGCUGGCAGCAGACCUUGAGCUGGAUGAGGCAGAUGGACCAAGUACCAAUGGUGAACGGCAAGCGGUGCUAGCACCGCCUGAAACAGAAUGGUACCAUGGCCGCCUAGAUCGGUACACCUCCGAGGAGCGGCUGUAUGCGGCCGGCAAGCAAGGCAGCUAUUUAGUCCGUGAAAGCGAUCGCAAGCCGGGAUCGUACGUGCUGAGUUAUUUGGGCCGCACUGGUAUUAAUCACUUCAGAAUAACAGCAGUAUGCGGCGACUAUUACAUCGGGGGUCGCCAGUUCGACUCCCUGACGGAGCUGGUGGGGUUCUACAGCCACUGCUCGGACCUGCUGAAGCGAGAGCGCCUGGUGGAGCCCGUAGCGCCGCCGGAGCCCGUCAAUGAUAAAAAGAGAGUGGUGGCCAUUUUGCCCUACACGAAGAUGCCUGACACUGACGAGCUCACCUUCCAAAAGGGUGACAUUUUCUUCGUACACAACGAUAUGGGCGACGGGUGGCUAUGGGUCACGGCUCAUAGGACUGGGGAGCAAGGAAUGAUCUUCAGAGAGCUGGUCGAAGACCUGGACCCAUCUAUAGAUCCCAACACUGUGUUCUCCUGGUUCCACCCCAACUGCACUAAGAGUGAAGCGGUAGACAUGCUCGUGAAAGCCGGCCCGGGGAGCUUCCUUGUCCGGCCUUCUGACAACUCCCCCGGAGACUAUUCCCUGUUCUUCCACAUCAACAAUCAGAUACAGAGGUUCAGGAUUGAGAAGAAGGGGGUGCGGUAUCUGAUGGGAGGGAGGACGUUCGAGUGUUUGGACGCGGUCAUCAAUAGGUACAGGAGAGAGCAGAUUGUGGAAGGACAUACUUUGGGCCAACCGCUAAUCGCCGAGGGCCACGUGAUCGAGCCGCAGCAGACAACAACCGGCGCGGCGGCCGAGAAGAUAUACGCGACGCUGCGCGAGUGCCGCGACCAGAUCGGCCUCAAGAAGAUGAAGGGCAUCAAGCACCAGGGCUACCUCAACAAGAAGUCAGAUAAGGGCGCUAAAAAGUGGAAGGCACUGUACUUCGUUCUGCUGCAAGAGGGCACCGACACGCAUCUGUAUUUCUACGACUCGCCGAAGCGGACCAAGCCGAAGGGGCUGAUCGAUCUGUCGUGCGCGUAUCUGUACCAGGUGCACGAGUCUCUGUGGGACCGGGCGUUCUGCUUCCAACUGGUGGAGCGGGCGCUGCCGUGCCUGUCCACGCACACGUUCCUGGCGGCCAACAGCGCGGCCGACGAGCGCGCGUGGCUCGACGCGCUGCGCCCGCUGUGCGUGCAGCAGGCGCGCCACCAGUGCAAGGUGGCUCGCGUGGUGUGGCUGCGGCUGCUGCGCGUGCGCUGCCUGACGGCGCACCGGCUGCCGGCGCGCCUGGCGCCGCGCCCGCACCUGCGCCUGGCGCUGGGCGCGGCGCCCGUGGCGCGCACCCGCCCGCGCCCCUCGCCCGACCCGCACUGGGACGACGAGUUCGUCUUCGAUGACGUGCCCCCAGAUGUGACAUCAUUCACUAUCACUGUUCACAACACGGGAAAGAGGGGAAAAGAAUCCGAGGUAGCGGAGCUAACUAUUGAACUGGCGAACCUGGCCAACGGAGAGGAGAUCGAAGAGUGGUAUCCACUGGCAGGAAUGACUCCUAUUGGCGAAUGGGGCUCCCUGAGGCUACGUAUUAGGUACAUGCAAGAACUGGUGAUGCCGCGCGAGGAAUACAAUCCGUUGCGUCAACUGCUCUUAGAGCCUGGCUUGCCUGCUGUCAAGGCCCUAGCUGAUCUGUGCCGCACGGACCGACAGCCGCUCGCCACAGCGCUUCUGCACGCGUUCACGGAGUGCGGGCGCGGCGCGGAGCUGGCGCGCGAGCUGGCGGGCGCGGAGGUGGCGCGCGAGGGCGACCACCGCACCAUGUUCCGCGGCGCCUCGCUCGCCACCGCCGUCGCCGACGAGUUCAUGCGCGCGCAGUGCAAGCCCUUCCUGCAGGCAGCCAUAUCAGAAACAGUGCAGAAAUUAUCGAAUGAAACGAAGCAGUCCGCAGAACUGAACCCCACUAAAAUGGACUCCCCAGAAGACGCGUGUGCCAACGCGGAAUACCUUCUUCAGAUUCUGGAUCAGAUAACCCACUCGAUAUUCAUGUCGCAUGAGACGUGUCCACGGCCCGUGCGCUACCUGUGUGGGUGUCUGCAGCGUGCUGCGAUGGCCAAGUGGCCUAAUGAGAGAUUCGUGCGCACCCGAGUUGUAUCAGGGUUCAUCUUCCUGCGGCUGAUCUGCCGCGCGCUGGUGGAGCCUCGCGCUUGGGGGCUGGUGGCGGCGGCGCCGUCGCCGCACGCGCAGCGCUCGCUCGUCAUGGUCGCCAAGUGCCUGCAGAACCUCGCCAACCUCGUCGAGUUCGGGGCUAAGGAACCAUACAUGGAAGUAGUGAACCCCUUCAUACUGAAGAAUAAGGAGCGGAUGGUAGUGUUCCUCGACCAGCUGAGCAACAUGCAGGAGCCUGGAAACGCGCCGCCCAAUACCAAUAACAACCUUGAUAUCGCUAAAGAGCUAGCGACGCUGCACCACAUCUGCGUGUCGCACCUGGCGGAGCUGCAGACGCUGGCCAAGACGCAGCCCGCCAUCAGGAAGCUGGUCACCGUCACCGAGAUGCUCACCAAACACAAGCACAAGUACUUGGAGAUGAUCAGAUAGGACGCGUCACGUGACACAGGUAAAUGUCC
This is a messenger RNA of Cydia fagiglandana, 3140 nucleotides long. It is a transcript of the gene vap, whose product is annotated as ras GTPase-activating protein 1. The transcript is spliced from 19 exons. Gene Ontology annotation, molecular function: protein binding. Gene Ontology annotation, biological process: regulation of GTPase activity. NCBI's taxonomy places the organism in Eukaryota, Metazoa, Arthropoda, Insecta, Lepidoptera, Tortricidae. The record is from RefSeq and is a predicted model, not a curated record. The coding region runs from base 319 to 3111 and encodes 930 amino acids.